Messenger RNA from Oncorhynchus mykiss (rainbow trout), 2647 nucleotides. It is a transcript of the gene lipe1, whose product is annotated as hormone-sensitive lipase subtype 1. NCBI's taxonomy places the organism in Eukaryota, Metazoa, Chordata, Actinopteri, Salmoniformes, Salmonidae. Gene Ontology annotation, biological process: cholesterol metabolic process; triglyceride catabolic process. Gene Ontology annotation, molecular function: sterol ester esterase activity; triacylglycerol lipase activity. The record is from RefSeq and is a predicted model, not a curated record. Gene Ontology annotation, cellular component: cytosol.
ACUUGUUUCAAACCAGCAACCACUGAAGUGGACAUUGGACAUGAGAGUCGGUGGGGGAGGGGGGCAGUGGACUUUUCCUGUAUGACGGAAUACACUUUCCGAAAAGACAAGGAACUUGCCAAGGGGUUUAGCACCAUACCCCACAGUGCCACAUACAUGUCACGCGAUAUUCAAAAUGAAAUCAUAGGGCUCAUUGGUGAGAUUGUCACUGAGGAAGCUACAUGCGAAAAGUACUUUGACACACGUGUUCAGUCAGCACAGAAGAAGCAUACUACACCCGAGGAUAGCUCAACUAAUCCAACUGGGGGGGUUCUUACAAGAAGAUUUUUGGGGAGAAUGGAAUGAUCGAUUCCUCAGGAAGUUCCACAGAGCAUCAAGGAGGCUUCAACUGAAGGAACCCCCUGCAACUGGAUACUGACAUUUUAUAAGGCACCCUUUCCCCGAAUCAAGAACGAAGACGUUGUCGCAAGAGCAGGUAUGGAUUGGAUAGCUGUGUUCACAUCCUUGGAGGCGGUGUGUAAGGAAAACAUCACUGCUCUGUCUGGGCCUCCUGACUUGCCAUAUGGCGACGUGUCCAGGCGCUUGGUGACAUGCAUGAGAAAGAUUCAGGACCAUGGUCGUGCCCUGGAACCUGUGGUUUCUGGCAUCACUGCAGUCUACCACCACUAUGACUUUGACUCUGAUACCCCUGGGAAUGGGUAUCGCACACUGGUCAAGGUGUUGCAGUCUUGCCUUCUGCACAUCAUCCACAACGGCCGCUACAUUGCCUCUAACUGCCACAGGGCCUUCUUCAGGGCCGACCACAAUGCCUCAGAGAUGGAAGCCUAUGGCAGUGUCCUGUGCCAGCUACGGGCCCUCCUCUACAUUGCCCAGGGAAUGCUCCACGACAACAGUCCCGGGCAGCUGUACGGAGAGCAGGACGGAGAGCUGAGCAGGUGGUUGGUGAGGGAGUAUGCCUCCAUGCACAAGGCCUGCUUCUACGGCCGCUGCCUCGGCUUUCAGUUCUCAUCUUCCCUUCGUCCGAUCCUGCAGUCAUUAAUCAUAAGUAUGGUCUCGUUUGGAGAGAGCUACGAAAAACAGCAUUCCGGGUUAGGCAUGGCAGCAUUCUCCCUCCUUACCUCUGGGAAGUAUGUCAUCGAUCCAGAGCUGAGAGGAGAAGAAUAUGAGAGGAUCACCCAGAACUUGGACAUGAAGUUCUGGAAGUCCUUCUGGAACCUCACCGAAUCAGAGCUUGUAUCGGGCUUUGCCAGUUUAACCUCUACCCUAGUGCAGGUAAACCUCACCCUGACCAUACCCCCUGAACCACUACUCCUCCCCCUGGUCUCAGACCCCCGUCUCUCUACCCCUGUGUCCCCGCCAGUGGCCCACUGGGGCCCUGGACCUGUCAACAUGCGCCUCAUCUCCUAUGAGCUUCGAGAAGGACAGGACAGUAAAGAGCUGCUAGCCUUCACUCGUACAGAAGCUCCACCCAUUUCCCUGUCUUUAGUACCGUUUGGUGCCCAGAAGCGACCUCCUUCCCCCUGGCUGUUGAUCCACUUCCAUGGAGGAGGCUUCGUGUCCCAGACCUCCAAAUCCCAUGAGAACUAUCUGAAGAGCUGGUCCAAGGAUCUGAAUGUUCCCAUCCUGUCUGUGGAUUACUCCUUGGCACCUGAGGCCCCCUUUCCCAGAGCCCUGGAGGAGUGCUUCUACGCCUACUGUUGGGCCCUCAAGAACUGCCAUCUUCUGGGCUCCACUGCUGAGCGUGUGUGUCUGGCUGGGGACAGUGCUGGGGGGAACCUCUGCAUCACUGUGUCCAUGAGGGCCAUUGCCUGCGGUGUGCGCAUCCCUGAUGGAAUUAUGGCUGCAUAUCCUGCUACCCUGCUCACCAUUGAAGCCUCGCCCUCCCGCCUUCUCACCAGCUUUGACCUACUGCUGCCCUUAGGGGUGCUCUCCAAGUGUAUCAACGCCUACACAGGUGUAGACUCUGAGACAGUUCAGCCUACAGAGGGGAUCAGCACAUUGAGCGCUCUAGGUAGAGACACAGCCUCGCUGAUCAGUGACCUCUCACACGGGGCGUCCAAAUGGAUCCAGUCCUUCAUUCCCGCAGAGGUCCUAGGGUCAUGGUCAUCGUCUCACCGGAGGUCCUUGGACAACAAGGCCCACCAGAGAUCAGUGUUGCCAUGUUCACCCGACUCCUCCUCAGGGCCCAGGGACUACCCAGAAGGCUUUGCGCCCCUGCGAUCCGAGCGCCUGUCUGUGAUCCAGCCGCGUAGCUGUCCCUCCGUCAAGAACCCAUUUGUGUCACCCCUGCUAGCCUCUGACGACCUACUGCGUGGACUACCACAUGUACACUUAGUGGCCUCUGCACUGGAUGCUUUGCUGGAUGACUCUGUGAUGUUCGCCAGGAAACUGCGGAAUAUGGGCCAACCAGUGACCCUAAGGGUAGUGGAAGACCUCCCACAUGGCUUCCUUAGCCUAUCGGGAUACGCAGAGGAGAUAAAGGUGGCCUCCGACAUCUGCGUAGAGCGAAUCAGGGAGGUCUUCCAGCAGACAACUCUGCCUUCCUGUACUCGCAAGUGACCAAUGUUUGAAAGGAAUAAUAAUGGGGCUGACCAUCUGGCUAAUAAAACCAAGGGGAAAACUAGUUGUUGUCCUCACGAAAGUGAAA